Messenger RNA from Pantherophis guttatus, 1960 nucleotides. It is a transcript of the gene B3GALNT2, whose product is annotated as beta-1,3-N-acetylgalactosaminyltransferase 2. Lineage: Eukaryota; Metazoa; Chordata; Lepidosauria; Squamata; Colubridae. Gene Ontology annotation, biological process: protein O-linked glycosylation. Gene Ontology annotation, molecular function: hexosyltransferase activity; UDP-glycosyltransferase activity. The record is from RefSeq and is a predicted model, not a curated record. Gene Ontology annotation, cellular component: Golgi membrane.
UCUGGCUUUGGGCCGGGCGCGGGAGGGGCCGGCGAGGGUCUCUGGUGCCGGAGCGAGGGAAGGCGAAGGAGACCUUGCCUGUCUCUGCGGGUCCGUCCCGUCUCUGCUCCGAGAGAGGCCGCGACGGCUGGGCAGCGGCCGGCGGCCAAUGCGAAAUUGGUUGGUACUUCUCUGCCCGUGUGCGGUCGGGGUCGUGCUGCACCUUUGGCUUCUCCUCCUCAGCUGCCCGGCCAGCGGCCCCGGGAAGCAACACCCGGCAGGUCUACUGGCUUUCUUUCCUCACUGGAAACCAAAACAUUAUGAUGUUAUUGUAGGGAUACUCUCUGCACGACACAAUGAUGGAUUGCGGAAUGCUAUAAGGAAUACUUGGUUUAGGCAUUUGAAGCAGCAUCCAACUUUAAGUCAUCGUGUCCUUGUGAAGUUUAUAAUCGGUAUACAUGGAUGUGAUGUGCCAGUAGAAGAUAGAGAAGAUCCUUAUUCAUGCAAACUUCUAAAUAUCUCUAAUCCAGUUUUGAAUCAAGAAAUUGAAGCCUUCACUUUGCCAGAGGAUGAUACUUCGGUGCUCUCAGAAGACAGAGUUGUCAGUGUGCAUUUCAAAGUCCUUUAUCCGAUUGUCAUCACCAGUCUUGGGGUAUUCUACGAUGCUAAGGGUGUUGGAUUCCAGAGAAACAUUACAGUGAAACUAUACCAAGCAGAACAAGAGGAGGCACUCUUCAGCGCUCGUUUUAGUCCACCUAGUUGUGGAGUACAAGUGAGCAGACUUUGGUACAAACCUGUAGAACAGUUCAUUCUGCCAGAGAGUUUUGAAGGCACCAUUGUAUGGGAAAGCCAGGAUCUGCAAGGUCUUGUUUCUAGAAAUCUUCAUAAAGUGAUGGUGAAUGAUGGCGGUGGUGUCUUCAGAAUUAUUACGGCGGGAGAAGGAUCACUACCACAUGAAUUUACACAGGGUGUGGAGGGGAUCGCAGGUGGCUUUAUUUAUACUAUUCAAGAAGGUGAGAUACUUUUACAAACCCUGCAGAGUCGCUCUGAAAGAUUCCUAAACCAUAUGAACAAACUAGAAAAGGAGGAUGUCUUACUGAAGGAAGAAAGCAACAUUUACGACGAUAUAGUUUUUGUUGAUGUUAUUGAUACUUACAGAAACGUUCCAGCCAAAUUACUGAAUUUCUAUCGAUGGACUGUAGAAGCUGCAAGUUUUGAUGUCCUGCUGAAGACAGAUGAUGACUGCUACAUAGAUUUAGAGGCAAUAUUUAACAGAAUAAAGCUUAAAAACCUGGGCAGACCAAAUAUCUGGUGGGGAAAUUUCAGAUUAAAUUGGGCAGUUGAUCGGACUGGGAAGUGGCAAGAAUUAGAGUACCCAAGUCCUGCAUACCCAGCCUUUGCUUGUGGGUCUGGUUAUGUUAUUUCCAAAGAUGUUGUAGAAUGGCUAGCAAGCAAUUCUGAAAGACUCAAAAUAUAUCAGGGUGAAGAUGUGAGCAUGGGUAUUUGGAUGGCAGCCAUUGGGCCAAAAAGAUACCAGGACGAUCUCUGGUUGUGUGAGAAGACUUGUGAGAGUGGUAUGCUGUCCUCUCCUCAGUAUUCUGCUCAGGAGCUUGCAGAGCUUUGGAGAAUAAAGGAACGCUGUGGAGACCCCUGCAAAUGUGGAGAAAAAUGAAGGGUGGCAAACACUCUAAGGAAAACUUUAGAGAGGAAAGGAAGGGACAGCCUCAAAACAGAUGUUCCAUCAGUCUCCUAUGUAGUCUGUUACUGGUGACAAAUGUAAGAGUAUGUCGCUAGCCAAUUUAUGCUUCUACUUCACUGGUUACAUACAGUGUAUGUUCAUUUCAGUAUGGCGGUAAAUUACAGACAAGCUUCACACAUUCUUUAAAGAAGUAUUUUCGUGUAGAUAAUUUGUCUAGUGUGAAAUGGCCCUUAGGGCUAUAUUUGCACACAUAUCCCCUUUUUAAUAAAUGGAUACAUUUCA